AGCACUGCAGAAUCAGCCGCUGAGACGAACGAAGCAAACCGUGUUGUCAAUUUAAUUAGCGCUACAAACUAAAGCUAUAAGUGUGAGCGUGCCGAAGGAGCCCAUUAACUCCUCUGAUUUGGAGCUAGUAACACAGUCAGAUAUCGUGUAGUUCUACCAAUAAGGCCACAAUGGCCGAGGGUGGCAGCCUGUUGGCCGCCACAGUGUUCGGUAUUUUCCUUGCAUUUUCACUGUAUGACUUUAUGACACCAGAAGAAGAAUCCGGUGACGGUAAUGGUGUCCUCAAAAACAAUCGGGUCGGAAAGACCAUUCCCAAGCUCAAGAUGGACUUGGCCGGAUCACCCGAAAUACCUCAGCUAACAUUCCUUUACUGUGUUUCAUGAGAUUACAAGGGUGCCUUCCAGCAGUAUGCCGAAGUCCUUCAGCGUCGCUACCCGGAAAUGAGAAUUGUCGGUGAUACCUAUAAUCCACCAUUCCCCAGGAUGAUGAUUGCGCAAGCCCUCGGUCUGACAAAGCUACUUGUCAUUGUGUUGUUCAUGAUGUCGGCGAACCCUUUUCGCUUCAUAAAUGCGCCUACACCUGCCAUCUGGACCUGGCUUCUCAACAACAAGGUCUACGGCUGUUUAUUGACAUUUUUCAUUACGGGCAUGGUGGAGACACAGCUCAUUUCAACAGGAGCUUUUGAAAUCUACUUAAAUCAGGAACAGUUGUGGUCAAAGCUAACAUCAGGACGUAUUCCUGAUCCGCAUGAGCUGUUCAACUUGAUCGACGCCCGGAGGAGUAUGCUGUUCGGAGGCAAAUUCGAGAACAUGGCCGAACUUCGAGAAACCCUAUAGUUCACACUUUCCCUAGCAGAUAACCACUAGUCAGCAGCACAGCAUUGUUACGAGACAGGGGGUAGUUUUUACUCACACCCAUACAUCAUGAACGAAUCGAGUGCCUAAAGGAAAAGCAAUGAUUUUUCAAUCCCAAUACUAAUGACAAAGCACCUUUUAAACAACGAUUCAUAUGAUUG
Molecule: messenger RNA, 1015 nt
Organism: Varroa destructor (honeybee mite)
Lineage: Eukaryota; Metazoa; Arthropoda; Arachnida; Mesostigmata; Varroidae
Product: selenoprotein T2-like
Biological process (GO): cell redox homeostasis
Cellular component (GO): endoplasmic reticulum membrane
Molecular function (GO): thioredoxin-disulfide reductase (NADPH) activity
Source: RefSeq, a predicted model, not a curated record